AUGUAUCAUGUUACUCGUUCAUUUGUGUUAUUUUUAAUCCUGUUCAUUUUUUUGCACGUAUCAGGAAAUUUUGUUUUGUCAAAUGCUAACACUAAUAAUGCAAACAAAAAUGGAUCUCAAAAAAAGAAUAACGCAAAUAAUAAUAAUGUGAACAAGUCAGGUGAAAAGAAAAAAACAACUAAAGGAAAGAAAGGAAAUGCAAAUGAUAAUGUGAAUGAAUUUAAUUUUAAUUUUAAUGAUCUUUUAAAUGAAAUAAAUAAUACUACAACUAAAGAUAAUAAUAAUAAUAAUAACAAUAAUAAUGAUAAUAAUAAUAAUAAUGAUAAUAAUAAUAAUAGUAAGAAUGAAAUAAAGGAAAAUAAUUUUAAUGAGGAAUUAUAUAAUAAAUUAGAAAAGAAUUUUCAACUGAAUACUGAAGAUGAUGAAAAUAAUAAAGGAGAUAUAAAUAUGAAUCAAUAUGAUGAAAAGAAAUAUAAUUUAAAUGAUGAUAAUAAUAAAAUGAAACCUAAUGCAAACGAUUAUCAAUAUAAUGAAAAUGAUGCUGAUACAGAUAAUGAAGAAGAUUUGACAAAUAUAUGGAAUAAAAAUAUGCAGAAUUUUGAACCAUCAACUUUAUUAACAUUUGAAAUUCCUUCCAAUUCUGAAGAAUAUUUAUUUGAAGAAGUACCAGAGGUUAAUACAUAUUUUAGAGGUGUAUUUUAUUCAAAUAAUGAAACAGAUGAUAACAUAAUUGAAUUUUUAAUUUCUGAUCCAGAUGGGCAAGUUAUUUAUAAAAAAGAAGCUAGUGAAGGUAUCUUUUAUUUUUAUACAAAAAAAGUUGGUAUUUAUACCUUGACAUUAAAAAAUAGUAAAUGGAUGGGUAAAAAAUUAACUACUGUUGCUUUAGGGUUAGGAGAAAAUCCUUCAUUGAGAUCUGAUCAUGUUAAAGAUUUUACAAAUUAUAUACAACGAAUUGUUGCUGAAACAAAGAAAUUAAAAAAUGAAAUUAAAUAUUUAUCAUCAAAACAUAUGAGACAUAUUGAAAAAAUGAAAAAAAUUACCAACAAAGCAUUUCUAUAUUGUUUUAUUAAAUUAUUCGUAUUAAUAUUUUUGUCAUUAUUUACUAUAUAUUACAUUAAAAGAUUAGUCUCAAAUAAAAGGGUACUAUAA
Plasmodium adleri (nom. inval.) is the source of this 1149-nucleotide messenger RNA. RefSeq names its product transmembrane emp24 domain-containing protein, putative. Gene Ontology annotation, biological process: endoplasmic reticulum to Golgi vesicle-mediated transport; intracellular protein transport; Golgi organization. Gene Ontology annotation, cellular component: endoplasmic reticulum; COPII-coated ER to Golgi transport vesicle; Golgi apparatus. NCBI's taxonomy places the organism in Eukaryota, Apicomplexa, Aconoidasida, Haemosporida, Plasmodiidae. The transcript has a single exon. The record is from RefSeq and is a predicted model, not a curated record. The coding region runs from base 1 to 1149 and encodes 382 amino acids.